CCCGGCGACGCGCUGCGGAACGGGAGCGUCAGCUGAAGGUGAACGGACGGCACAGUCGCAUCCGCAGGGAAUGUCUGAAGAUCUCCUGUAGUUCAUGAUUGCCGCGGCCGUCCAGCACAGAGCCAUGAGCCACACGUCCUGCUGCGUCCUGCUGAGCGUCUCGCUCGCGCUCUCCUGCCGCCUCUGGUCAGUGUGUGCUGAUUUCCCAGCAGUCUUUGGAGACGAGUCGUCAGGUUUUGGGCCCGUGUUUGAGGAGCAGCCCGUCGACACCAUUUACCCUGAAGAGUCUCCUGAGGACAAGAUCAUCAUGAGCUGCAGAACGCGAGCGAACCCGCCGGCCUCGUACAGGUGGAGGCUGAACAACACAGAAGUCGUUAUUGGAAAUGACGAUCACUACAGUCUGAUGGGAGGAAACCUCAUCAUCAGCUUCCCCGACAAGAGCAAGCAUGCUGGGAACUACUCGUGUCUGGCCAGCAAUGAGUUUGGGACGCUCGUCAGUCAGAAAGCCUCUGUUCAGUUCGGAUACUUGGACAUGUUUUCCUCGGACGAGCGGGAGGCGGUCUAUGUGAAGGAGGGGCAGGGGGCGGUGCUUCUGUGUGCUCCGCCUCCACACUUCCCAGAGGAUCUGUUCUUCCGCUGGAUACUCAACGAGUUUCCGGAAUUCAUUCCUCUGGACAAGCGGCGCUUUGUGUCUCAGACCACUGGGAACCUCUACAUCUCCACCGUACGAGCAUCAGACAGCGGGAACUACUCCUGUUUCGUCUCCAGUCCGUCCAUCGCCAAGAGCGUCUUCAGCAAGUUCAUCCCACUGGUGCCCAUAGCCGAGCGUUCUCUGAGGAAAUAUCCCGCUGAUAUCAAAGUCAAAUCUCCAGACACGUACACGCUGCUGGGGCAGAACGUCACACUGGAGUGCUUCGCGCUGGGAAACCCCAUCCCUCAGAUCCGAUGGAGGAAGGUGGAUGGCGAUCUGCCGGUUCAUCGUCAUAACAUCAGUAUGGCAGGAAGUCUCCUCCAUCUGUACAACAUCCAGUACGAGGACGAGGGUUUGUACGAGUGCGAGGCCGACAACUCCAAAGGCAAAGACAGACACAAAAUGCAUCUGUAUGUGGAGGGAGCUCCUGAAUGGGUGGAGAAGAUCAGUAGCUCGGAGAGAGACAUCGGAGGCGAUUACAUCAUGUCCUGUCUGGCCAGCGGGAAACCCAAACCCCACAUGCACUUCCUGAAGAACGGACGAAUGUACGCCAAGAACCAUGAGUUGCAUUUCACAGACCUGACAUUUGGUGAUUCAGCGAUGUAUCAGUGUAUUGCUGAGAACCGUCACGGCACAAUAUAUGCCAACGCCGAGCUCAGGGUCUUUGCCGGCGCUCCUUCGUUUGAGUGGAAACCCGUGAAACCCAAACUUCUGGGGGCCAAAAACGGGCGCGUGGUGAUUGACUGCAAACCCAGAGCAGCGCCGCGGCCGACCAUCUCCUGGAGCAAAGGAACUGAACUCCUACACAACUCCAGCAGGAUUUUCAUAUGGCCAGACGGGAGUUUAGAUCUUCUGAACAUCACUAAAUCAGACGAAGGAAAUUACACAUGUUUCGCAGAAAAUGACAGAGGCCGAGCGAACAGCUCCAGAUCGCUGUCAGUCACUGACGCCACGAAGAUCACUCUGGCCCCGUCCAACUCUGACGUCAGUGUGGGAAAGAGCGCCAGGAUGGAGUGCGCCACGUCACAUGACCCCACCCUCGACCUCACCUUCAUCUGGUCCCUCGAUGCACACGUCAUUGACUUCGACCGAGAUAGAGAGCAUUACGAGCACAAAACGGAUGUUAAUCAGGAUGGUCAGGAUGGGAUGUCCAGCUCAGAGCUGUUGAUCAGUAACACCCAGCUGAGACACGCAGGACAUUACAGCUGUACGGUGCAGACGCCGGUGGACAACGUCACGGCCUCCGCAGAGCUGGUGGUCAGAGGUCCCCCAGGUCCUCCCGGUGGUGUGCGUGUGGACGAGGUGAUGACCAGCAGCGUGAGGGUGACCUGGAGUCACGGGACGGAUAACUUGAGUCCCAUCUCCAAAUACAGUGUCCAGUACAGAGACGUGCGAGAGCAGCAGGACUGGAGAGACGCCUCCACCUCUCCAGUGAAUGUGGAGGGAAAUGCAGAAAUGGCCUCCGUGAUCAAUCUGACGCCCUGGACGGAGUAUGAGUUCAGGGUCAUCGCCACCAACACGCUGGGCAUCGGACCCCCGAGUGACCCCUCGCCCAAAAUCACCACCAGAGAAGCCAGGCCUGUUGUGGCUCCGUCAGACAUCGGUGGAGGAGGAGGAACCAGCCGUGAGCUCACCAUCACAUGGACGCCAGUCCAGCCACAGUACUACUACGCCAGUAAUUUUGGCUACAUCAUCGCAUUCAAGCCUCAUAAAGACCCCGAGUGGAUGAGGGUGACAGUGACCGAUCCUCAGGCCCAAAAGUACAUCCACAAAGACUCGAAAAUCCCCCCGUCCACCAGGUUUGAGGUGAAGGUGAAGGCCUUUAACAGUCAGGGUGAAGGGCCGUUCAGCGUCAGCGCCUUCAUCUACUCUGCUCAGGAUGUUCCUGCGGAAGCUCCCACCAUCAUCGAGGCGAGGACGCUGUCAGCCACAGAAGCCGUCGUGUCCUGGGUGCCUCUACAGCUGCAGACGGUUGAAGCAUACCAGGUCCGGUACUGGAGGGAGUCGGUGGAGAACGAGGCAUCUGCACAACGUGUUCUGGUUCCCAGUCGAGAAAACCACACGCGUCUGGACAACAUGAAGCCCAACUCACAUUACCUCAUCGAGGUGCGGGCGUAUAACGGCGCCGGCUACGGACCCGCCAGCCAGCGCCACAAAAUCUACACCAAGAAAGCACCUCCUAGUCGGCCUCCUAAAAUCAUCGGCACAAAGAUGAACUACAGCGGCACGACGAUCAACAUCGCCUGGGAGCAGGUGGAGCCGCUGACCAACGAGUCGACAGUGGAGGGAUAUAAGUUCUGGAUCGAGGACGAAGGAAUGCUGUUUGAAGAAGGGUGA
This is a messenger RNA of Sinocyclocheilus grahami, 3028 nucleotides long. It is a transcript of the gene cntn1a, whose product is annotated as contactin 1a. The record is from RefSeq and is a predicted model, not a curated record. Bases 95 to 3028 code for a protein of 977 amino acids. The transcript has 23 exons. Lineage: Eukaryota; Metazoa; Chordata; Actinopteri; Cypriniformes; Cyprinidae. Gene Ontology annotation, molecular function: cell-cell adhesion mediator activity. Gene Ontology annotation, biological process: cell-cell adhesion; axon guidance; brain development. Gene Ontology annotation, cellular component: axon; plasma membrane.